CCUCCGCGCAGCCUCGAUACCCCUUCACUCCCUCCGUAGGUCCUGGUAUUCCCAAUACCUUCACCUCCACAUUCGCCAUCGAUAGCAGAUGCUUGUUUCCGUUCAAGUACUGCCAUCAUGUCUUCUCCCACAUCCCGCCGAACACGAAAUUCCGCCUCCGCGACCCCUCGACGAAGCACUCGUUCCUCGCAAGUCCCACAAAGCUCGCCAACCGCUCAGCUCGCAUCGGAGGCCUCGCAGGCGUCCGAUCGACAGUCCAACGCUGGUACCAGCCUUGAUGGAACGCCGAGGGCCUCGCAAUCGCAGCAACGGAGCGGCACAACGUCCUCGCCCCUGUUCUUCAACUCGUCUCCCGCGCACAGGUUGAGCCAGCAGACGGCCGCCAAUGUCAGCUCGCCGUUGAAAUCGCAACUAGACGAUGGCGAGACAACCCCGAGAGCCAGUCAGAACAUCAGAGAUUCUUCUCCAAUCCACUAUGCCUCCAGUUCCUCGCCCGGACGGGUGCGAAGCUCCCAAGCCCGUGAUAACAUCCAUAGCAGCAGCAGUGCACUCUUCGUGCGCGGAUCCGGUACGCCAGCGCGGAACCGCCGCCAUGAUAUCAAUUCCGAUGUGUUUGGCUCCAGCGGUGCACGACGUCGUCGCAUGUUCGUCGAUGAAAACGGCAUGGUUGUGGGAGGUUCGGAUGCUGCCACUUUCUCCAACCUGGACCCGAAUACCUCUGACGCGGAUGCAUUGGCCGGGAACUCCAGCAGCGUGAUCUGGGGGACCAAUAUCUCGGUUGCGAACUCCAUGCAUGCCUUUAAGGACUUCUUGUUGAAUUAUGAGAGGAAGUACCGCAUGGUGCGCGAUGGGGAACUGCCGGAUACCCAGAGUAUUCCGUACGAUGAUCCGGGAAGAACGAAGGAGUACGUUGAGAUGAUGCAGAUGAUGUUGGAACUGGGCGUCACUGCGUUUAAUCUCGAUGCCAGGAAUCUGAAGGCCUAUCCGCCUACUACGAAGCUGUGGCACCAGCUGCAGGCUUUCCCGAACGAGAUCAUACCGAUCAUGGAUCAAGGCCUGAAAGAUACAUUGGUCGAAUUGGCCCAGAAAAAGAUGAAUGACAUUCGUUCUCAGUCACAGCGUACGCAGCAUACGACGCAGUCGUCCCGAGUUCGAGGAUCAAGCUCCCUCCCUCCUCAUCCUAGCUCUGAUGCGGAGAUGGGCAACGGCCAGACUGCCCCCCCUGAAGAAAUCGAUGAUCUUGUCAAUGAGGUCGAGGUCAACGUGUACCGAGUUCGACCCUUUGGGCUGGAUAACACCGUCAAUCUGCGUGACCUGAACCCUGCCGAUAUGGACAAGCUUGUCAGCAUCAAAGGGCUUGUGAUUCGCACUACCCCUAUUAUUCCCGACAUGAAGGAUGCCUUCUUCCGUUGCGCGGUGUGCAAUCACACAGUGCGCGUUGACAUUGACCGUGGAAAGAUCGCUGAGCCUACAAGGUGCCCACGAACCGGAUGCGAGGCAUCUAAUGCGAUGCAGAUCGUGCAUAAUCGGUCUGGGUUUGCUGAUAAGCAAGUCAUCAAGCUGCAAGAGACCCCCGACAGUGUCCCGGAUGGCCAGACACCUCACUCCGUAUCCGUGUGUGUCUACGACGAGCUGGUAGAUGUCUGCAAAGCCGGUGACCGCGUCGAAAUCACGGGUAUCUUCAAGAGCAAUCAGGUUCGGGUGAACCCUCGUCAACGUACCGUCAAGAACAUCUUCAAGACGUAUGUCGACGGUCUUCACAUCCAGAAGGUCGACAAGAAGCGCAUGGGGAUCGACACCUCUACCGUUGAAGAGGAUCUGGCGGAGCAAGCUACGGGAGACACGGAAGAGAACCGCAAGAUCUCGGCAGAAGAAGAGGCGAAGAUCAAGGAAAUCGCCGGGCGAGCCGAUGUAUACGAGCUUCUUUCUCGUUCCCUUGCCCCUAGCAUCUACGAGAUGGACGAUGUGAAGAAGGGCAUUCUCCUCCAACUCUUUGGGGGUACGAACAAGUCCUUCGAGAAGGGUGGAAGUCCGAAGUACCGCGGAGAUAUCAACGUCCUUCUCUGCGGUGAUCCUUCGACGUCAAAGUCACAGCUGUUGAAGUACGUCCACAAGAUUGCUCCGCGUGGAGUGUACACCAGCGGCAAGGGUUCAUCGGCCGUUGGUUUGACGGCCUAUGUGACUCGGGAUCCAGAAACUCGCCAACUGGUUCUCGAGUCCGGAGCACUGGUCCUCUCCGAUGGUGGUGUCUGUUGCAUCGAUGAAUUCGACAAAAUGAGCGACGCCACUCGCAGUGUGCUUCAUGAAGUGAUGGAGCAGCAGACCGUUUCUAUCGCGAAGGCCGGGAUCAUCACGACACUGAAUGCUCGCACCAGCAUUUUGGCAUCGGCGAACCCUAUUGGAAGCAAAUACAAUCCCAAUCUGCCGGUUCCCGCCAACAUCGAUCUACCGCCAACCCUCCUCUCUAGGUUCGAUCUCGUCUACCUCGUCCUCGACCAGGUCGAUGAGAUGCACGAUCGGCGAUUGGCACGGCAUUUGGUCGGCAUGUACCUAGAAGACGCUCCCGAGAAUGCGGCGAGUAAGGAGGUACUGCCCGUCGAGUUCCUCACGGCCUAUAUCUCCUACGCCCGCCAGGUCUGCACUCCCCGCAUCACCGAAGGCGCUGCCCGCCGCCUCUCCGACGCCUACGUCGCUAUGCGCGCCCUCGGCUCCGACGUGCGGUCCGCGGACCGGCGCAUCACCGCGACGACGCGGCAACUGGAGUCCAUGAUCCGCCUCGCCGAAGCGCACGCCAAGAUGCGACUCGCGGAAACCGUCGAGGAAUCCGACGUCGACGAAGCAGUGCGGCUAAUUAAGAGCGCGCUAAAGCAGGCGGCGACGGACGCGCGGACGGGAUUGAUAGACAUGGGGUUGUUGACGGAGGGGAUGGGGGCGGGGGAGCGGCGAAGGAGGGAGGACUUGAAGGGGGCAGUGGGGGCGGUGGUGGAGGAGUUAGGGGGCGCGGGGGCGGGAGUGAGGGUGGGAGAUUUGGUGAGGCGGUUGGGGGAGCGGGCGCAGGCUGGAGGUGGAGGGGAGAUUGAGAAUGGGGAGGUGAUGGACGCGUUGAGGGCGCUGGAGGCCGAGGGGAAGGUUAGAGUGUCCGGCGAGGGUGCAAGGAAGGUGGUGAGGAAGGUGGUUGGCGCAGUCUGAUUGUCCGGCUUGGGAUAGGGGUUCAGGAGUUCAGUGGCUUCUGGUGGAGACGGAUGAGCUUGGCUUGAGGGCAAUGAUUCGGAACGGAUACCUGGUUUCGGACUUUUAACGAUAUAGAGCUACUAGUAAUGAAAGAUGUUUUGAAUC
Eremomyces bilateralis CBS 781.70 is the source of this 3336-nucleotide messenger RNA. Its product is annotated as MCM-domain-containing protein. NCBI's taxonomy places the organism in Eukaryota, Fungi, Ascomycota, Dothideomycetes, Eremomycetales, Eremomycetaceae. Gene Ontology annotation, molecular function: single-stranded DNA helicase activity; ATP binding; single-stranded DNA binding. The record is from RefSeq and is a predicted model, not a curated record. Gene Ontology annotation, cellular component: nucleus; MCM complex. The transcript is spliced from 3 exons. Gene Ontology annotation, biological process: double-strand break repair via break-induced replication; mitotic DNA replication initiation; DNA strand elongation involved in DNA replication. The coding region runs from base 118 to 3189 and encodes 1023 amino acids.